Molecule: messenger RNA, 3675 nt
Organism: Ctenopharyngodon idella (grass carp)
Lineage: Eukaryota; Metazoa; Chordata; Actinopteri; Cypriniformes; Xenocyprididae
Product: EMILIN-3-like
Exons: 5
Coding region: 579-2975 (798 amino acids)
Cellular component (GO): extracellular matrix
Molecular function (GO): protein binding
Source: RefSeq, a predicted model, not a curated record
AAAAUGUGCUCUUGUUUUUGAGGAGUUCGAUGGGUUUCUGUUUUGAGAGAAACAUAAAGUGAGCGGGUUCACCCCUGCUGGGUCUCAUUUCAGGCAGGAGUUUGGGGAGGGAUAUGCAAAUGCAGCCGUCCUGACUGCGGCCCCCUCAGAGCUGCAGCUGCAGGGUCGAGCUCACGCGGCCGACUGUUGACAGAGGGAUCUGAGCGCUCACAGCGACUCCUGCUUUAGUAUUCUGCUACUGCUGCCCUGUCGCUCUGUCUUUCCUCUUCACUUUCUCCUCUGUCUGCCUGUCUCUCUCUCGUGUGAGUGGUAAAGUGGGCAGGAUGGUGCCAGAACAGCAGAUGUUUCGAUUGCAGCACUUCUUGCCCGCCAACAACUGAAGUCAGUGCUCCAGAGAAACCUUGUGGGACUCAGCAAGGAAAACAAGCAACACUUCACAACCUCCGGACUCUGCAGCCCAGCUGACUUUGCUUUUUUCCCCCCGUCUCCUUAUCCUCACCAGCUUUUGCUUUCUAUAUACUUUCUCUGUCUUCCUCCACUUUAAGUGUUUUUGUCAACCUUUGCUUUGCUGCUUAAAGAUGAGGGGGAUAUUCACAUGUGGGGGUCUUCUGUUAGUCACGUUGCUACUGACUUCAGUGGAUGCCAAAGGAACUCUCUAUGGAAGUCCAUACAGAUACAAUCUACACAAGUCUGGGAGCGUCCCGCAAUACAACCCUGGAAAACCAUUGGGUCACCAUAAGAACUUCUGUGCUUACGUUGUCCAGAAGAACGUCACCUGUGUAAUGCAAGAUGGAGUGGCCACAUAUGUCAAACCAGAGUACACUACCAAGUGCAUAUGGGGACAGAAAUGUCCUGUGCUCAUGUAUCGGACACUCUUUAAACCACAGUACAAAAUCGGUUAUAAAACCAUCACUGAACUGGAGUGGCGUUGUUGCCCUGGUUACUCUGGAGAGAACUGCUUUGAUGGGCCGACCUCUGACCCAGAUGCCAUGAUGCCACCCUUCAAGGGCUCUUUCCCUCGGCCCAGGGUGAAGGGUUACCCCAGGGGUCAUCCCAGGAUCCCCUUUCCUGGAGGUCACCCUGACAACAAACCCAUCCCUAGUGGAUUCAUACCAUCAGAAACUCCAAAAACAAGUUAUGGUCCAAAGGCAGGAGUCUCUGGUGAACGUUUGGACCGCAUUGAAGAAAACCUUCGUAAACUCUCUCAAGAUCUGGACACCUUGAAUGGCAUGGUGAUUGGCAUGGAGGAACGUCUGCGCGUCUCUCUUCGUGAGGACACUAAAAAGAUGCUGACCUCAUUGCUUGGUGGUGCCCCCCGGCUGUUGGAUACCUCUGUGGGCUUCGGGCUGAUCCCAGAGGGCACGCCAAAUGGCUUAGACGGCGAUGAGAACCUCCCUGGUUUUGGAGAGUUGGUGGGAAGAGUGAUGGAGGUUAAAGAUGAGCUGAAGGUCAAGAGUGACAUGCUGGAUGAGAUCCGUGGAAUGGUGAUGGGACACGAUGGCCAGCUAAAGAGACUGAUAGACACUGCCACAGGGAGACCCAUCCCUGGUGAUCAGCGACAUCUAGAGGAACUUCUGGACUCCAGAUUGGCCGGAGUGAGGGCGGAUGUCCUCGCUGGCUUUGAGAGGAGACUGACGGGUCUGGAGACUCACUGUGAUGAGAGAAUCGGUCAGGUUCAGCAGCAGUGUCAUAAAGAGCACCUAACAGGUCAGGAACAGAUCCAACUAUCCCUGGAUGGCCAUGAGACGGGCUUGAGGAAAGAGCUGGGUGAGCUGCAGGCACAGAUCCAGGGUCUGACUGUGACUGAGAGCUGCUGCGGCGACAUAAACAGCCUGACCCAGAGGAUGUUCCAGUUGGAGGACUCAGUUACGGGCCUGACCGAGUCCCAGAGGCAGCUACAAGUGGACAUGACUGACCAGACACUCCACAUCGAGACCCUACUGGAGAACCGGCUGGUGUACAUGGAGGGCAGGAUUAAUGCCUCUGAACAUGGCCACCAAGAUGGGCUGGAGCCUGGGUUCAGCUCCCUGGAUGGGUUCAAGACUUUGUUAGAUGAUAAGCUGAAGACAUUGGAGCAACGUCUGUUCGUAGCAGUUGAGGAGUUGAGUAACGCCACGGCACCGGCUCUGCUGGAGGGGCAAGUGGUGCCGGCACUGGAGACGGAGAUCGACAGUGUCCGGAGGAGGGUGGAGGCCGACCUCAAUGGGAUGCAGAAGCAGAUGUCUGUCCUUGAGCUCCUCUGCACCUCUGCUUGCUCCCCUGCCUCUAGCCCAGAGACGGCCCUCAUCCAGACGGAGGUAGAAGACUGUAAGGAAACAGAAAAGAAGAUGAUGGACCGCCUGGACGUGCAUUCCAGCAAACUGGAUCAUUUCAACAACACCUUACAGGGUCUCCUAACACAGCUAUCCCAGGAGGACACAGAGGGCUCCAUUCAAGGGGAAAUCACACUCCUCAAGAUCAAUGUCAACUCCGUCAAUCGUACCUUGAAGGGGCUACGUGAUUCGGUCAGCCUGUUUGCUCGAGAAGUUGGCCAGGUGAAUUCCACCUGGCAGGAACGGGAAAGCCGGCUGGUCUCUCAGGUGCAGGGCAUCUCGGAUCUGGUGGAGCGGCAGGCGUCCAUGCUUGGGGCCGGGGAGCAGAGGCUGAUCCAGUUGAAGGCGGAACUCCAGGGCUUGCGGCGGAGGUUGGCUGGGGAACUACAGGGUUGUCGCACUACAACGCUGGGAAUGCAACAGGAAGUGAUGGGGGUGGAAAGUCGAAUCACUCAGGUUGAAGGACAGUGUGGCAGCCUAGGUGAGUUGGCCGAUGACCUUGAGAGAAUCCGCAGUGAGCUGGAAAGACAUUCGGACAGAUUCCUGGAACAGGUCAACGGGACACUAGAAAGCCAUUCUGAGCAGCUGGUCCAACUGAAGGAUGGUCUUAAAGACUGCAUGAGCAAAACGGACCCUGCAAGACCGCGGGGUGACGGUCAGUAAUUCUUCCUAUACAGAGAAACCACAAGGCCUGAGGCUGUACAAACUUGCAAUAUUUUUGUUCCCUCAACAGGGCAUUUUGUCUCCUAUUAUUUGUUUUAAGCCUUUAUACCGAUUUAACUGAGUUUUGUUAACUUAUAUGAAGAAAGUGUGACUGCAUUAUUAAACAUAUUUGACAAUUUGUUAAAUAAAGUAACAAACAUGCAAAACACAGGAAAGCGAAUGUUAUGACACUACUAAGCUGCUACGGGUUUCUAAUGGCAAGUACUGUUCACUACCUUCUCAUCUCAGCAUCCAAGUCAUCUCCUGAUUUAAUUACUGUUUCAAAUACUGUAUUAUAACACCACGAAGCUACGCAUUUUUAUAAAAGUGUGAAAUAGUUUGUUUUAAAAAUAUAUUUCGCAUUAUUGAAAUGUUUUCUACGAGAUUUAAUAAAAGUGAAAUGUGUGAACCGAAGAAAAAAAAGUUUGUCAGCUAUUUCCUUUAAAUUUGGAUUAUUCUGAUGCAUCUUUUGUGGAAGUUCCAGUAAUGACCACCCAGUGUCAUCAAGAACUCAAACAAACCAAUGAAACUUAGGCCAUAAAGGGAUAAUGAACUGUCAGCUGGUCAUUAUUACAAAAUAAACCCAGUUUGACAUUCAUGACAAUCUGAAUGGACAUUAAUCUGCUGAAUACAUGGUUAAUUACCAAAUAACUGGACACGA